UGCAGCCCGAGCCGCAUGACGCGCGGAGGAGGCAGCGGGAGCCGCCGGAGCCGCAGAAGCCGGGAUCAGGGCGCCGCGCGCUGGGGGUGGGCGCCGCUCGCUCCGCCCCGCGAAGCUCCUGCGCGCCCAGGGACGCGUCCCCCCCGCGGCAGCCGCGCCAGGCUCCGCCGUGUGGCCGCCGCCGCCGCCGCCACCGCCGCUGCCAUGUCCCCGGGGAAGCCCGGGGCGGGCGGAGCGGGGACUAGGCGGACGGGCUGGAGGAGGAGGAGGAGGAGGCGGCGGCUGGAGGCGGCGACGAGGGCGCCCGCACUCGGGCGCACGGCGGGGCCCGACUCGCGCGUCCCGGGCACGUUCCAGGGCGCGCGGGGCAUGAAGCGGGCGGCGCGGGAGGCGCGGCCGCCUCCGCGCUCGCCGGGGCUGCGCUGGGCGCUGCCGCCGCUGCUGCUGCUGUUGCGCCUGGGCCAGAUGGUGUGCGCAGGUGACUCUGUUUCCAUCAAUACAACCAGUGUGACCACAACAUGGGAAAACACGGGCAGCACUGUUUCUGAGUAUGCACGUACAGAAAGGAGCAAGGUGGAGAGUAGGUGGACCACCACUGAUGAAAAUCCAGCAAGGAAUGGCACCACAGGCUUUAGUCCAACAACUUCAUACACGUCCUUUGUCACUUCAGAAAUAGUCACUACGACUUCGAGAGAUCCCACAGCUGGAAAUGACACAACAGAGCCGAGUCCGGUUUCUGGUCUUCGCGUUUCCUUCGUGGGGGUGACGCAAGCUACUCUUACCUGGAAGGAAGCGAACGGCACCGCCACCUGCCGGCUGCUCCUUGAAGGCAUCGGGGGUCCUGAGGGGAUGACUCAAGACCUGGUGGUCAAUAUAUCGGGCCUGACACCAGGGACUCAACACAAGGUCACCCUGCCUCUUUCAGAACCAAAUGAACAGAGCGAGUCCUCGGUCACAGACAGUGGCUUAGAUGUCAACAACACAGAGAGCUCCUCCCAGCAGCCCCGGACCCCCACUGCCGGGGUGUAUGAAUACCACCUCGAUCCCAAAAACCUGUCUUCUCACCAGCCUCUGGCCCAAGACACGGAAGUCCUACUGUUCGGGUUGAAGUCCAACACGCAGUACAAGGCCACUGUUUAUUCUCAAGCGGCAGAUGGCACAGAAGGACAGCCCCAAAACAUAACUUUCAGGACAGUGGCCAGUCAAGUUUUUGACGUUGAAAUUAUGAACAUCAGUGCGACGCACAUGACCCUGGCCUGGAAAAUCAACGAUAAUGAGUCAUCCUCUCUCUAUACCUAUGAGAUCCAGGUUGCUUGGCCGACUGAUUCCUUCAUCCUCAAUGUCAGUGAUACUUGGGUCAACAUCCCUUCACUCAACUCCAGUACCUUAUACAACAUCACAGUGCGCCCUUUCCUUGGCAACGGUUCUGAGGGCGUGUCGGGUUUUCUCCAAGUGUACACCCCCCCUGGUCCAGUUUCUGACUUUAGAGUGACGAAUGUCAGCACAAGGGCAAUUGGCUUAGCUUGGAGGAGCAAUGACUCAGAUUUCUUUAAGAUACUUACCAGAAAGGAGGGAAGUAGAGAACCUCAGGAGAACACGACCAGCGACCAAAGUAUUGUCAUUGGUGGCUUAUUCCCCGGAACCAUGUAUGUUUUUGAAAUAUUUCCAAGAGGACCAAAUGGGACUGAAGGGGAUCCCCAGACAGUUCGCAAUAGCACUGACCUCAGUGCCGUCUUUGACAUCCGUGUGCUCCAGUUCACCACGACCGAAAUGGAGUUGGAGUGGCAGAAUACGGACAGUGCUUCUGACUAUACCUACUGCCUGCAUGUAUGGUCCAAGAAUGGCUUCAACAAGACAAACAGUUCUCACAAAGCCAUCACUCUCAAAGACUUGGUUCCAGGCACGUUAUACAACAUCACAGUCUUUCCAGAAGUGAACCGCGUCGUGGGCAAGUCUGGCUUCACUGCACAGUACACACGGCCCAGCAAUGUGUCCAAUAUUGAAAUACAUACCAACACCACAGCAGCAUCCUUAAUUUGGCACAACUCUGAUGAAGCUUCUGAUACGUACAUCUACCACCUUCUUAUUGAGAAGGAUGGAAAUUCCAGCAGGGCAACACAACUUGUCACAGACAUGGGUGUCACCAAUGCCACAGCCACUGAGUUGAUACCUGGCUCGGCAUACACAGUGGAGAUCUUCACCCUAGUGGGGAACACCACCUGGUCCCUGGCUCCUAGCUGGCAGUCAUUCUGUACAGAUCCUUUACCAGUAGCCUCCUUCCACUGCGAAGUUGUCCCCAAAGAGCCAACCUUGAUUCUCAAGUGGGCCUGCCCUCCCGGCACCAACAUGGGCUUCCAGCUGGAGAUCAGCAGAGGAGCUUGGAAAAAUGUGACAGACCUGGAGAGCUGCUCCUCAGAGAACGGCACUGAGUACAGGACGGAAGUCACAUAUUUGAACUUUUCUACCUCCUACAACAUCAGCAUCGCUGCCUCUUCCUGUGGCAAGAUGGCGUCUCCCACCCAAAACACCUGCCUCACUGGCAUCACAGACCCCCCUUCUCCAGAUGGAUCCCCGAAUAUCACGUCCAUCAGUCACAAUUCAGUAAAGGUUGAGUUCAGUGGGUUUGAAACCAGGCACGGACCCCUCAAAGCCUAUGCGCUCAUUCUCACCACUGGGAACGCUGCUCACCCGUCUGCAGAUGUUUUGAGGUAUACGUAUGAGGAUUUCAAAAAGGGGGCCUCAGACACCUACGUGACAUACCUCAUAACAACAGAAGAAAAGAGACGUUCUCAGGGCUUGGCUGAAGUCUUGAAAUACGAAGUCGAUGUUGGGAAUGAGUCAACCACGCACGGUUAUUACAAUGGGAAGCUGGAACCCCUGGGCUCCUAUCGGGCUUGUGUGGCUGGCUUCACCAACAUCACCUUUAACCCUCACCGUAAGGGACUCAUAGAUGGGGCCGAGAGCUACGUGUCCUUCGGUCCCUAUUCAGAUGCAGUGUUCUUGCCCCAGGAUCCAGGUGUCAUCUGCGGAGCAGUGUUCGGGUGCAUCUUUGGUGCCCUGGUAAUUGUGGCUGUGGGAGGCUUCAUCUUCUGGAGAAAGAAAAGGAAAGAUGCGAAGAAUAAUGAAGUAUCCUUUUCUCAAAUUAAACCUAAAAAAUCCAAGUUAAUCAAAGUGGAGAAUUUCGAGGCCUACUUUAAGAAACAACAAGCGGACUCCAACUGUGGGUUUGCGGAAGAAUAUGAAGAUCUGAAGCUCGUUGGAAUUAGUCUACCUAAAUAUGCGGCAGAACUGGCUGAGAAUAGAGGAAAGAAUCGCUAUAAUAAUGUUCUGCCCUAUGAUAUUUCCCGUGUCAAGCUUUCCGUCCAGACCCACUCAGCUGACGACUAUGUCAAUGCCAACUACAUGCCCGGCUACCAUUCCAAGAAAGAUUUUAUUGCCACACAAGGGCCUUUGCCCAACACUUUGAAAGAUUUCUGGCGUAUGGUUUGGGAGAAAAAUGUAUAUGCCAUUGUUAUGUUGACCAAAUGUGUCGAACAGGGAAGGACCAAAUGUGAGGAGUACUGGCCCUCCAAGCAGGCUCAGGACUAUGGGGACAUAACGGUGGCAAUGACAUCAGAAGUUGUUCUUCCAGAGUGGACCAUCAGAGACUUCACGGUGAAAAAUAUCCAGACAAGUGAGAGUCACCUUCUGCGACAGUUCCAUUUCACCUCCUGGCCGGACCACGGUGUUCCUGACACCACUGACCUGCUCAUCAACUUUCGGUACCUUGUUCGUGACUACAUGAAGCAGAGUCCUCCUGAGUCACCCAUUCUGGUUCAUUGCAGUGCUGGGGUUGGAAGGACAGGCACGUUCAUUGCCAUUGAUCGUCUUAUCUACCAGAUAGAGAAUGAGAACACGGUGGAUGUGUAUGGGAUUGUGUAUGACCUUCGAAUGCACAGGCCUUUAAUGGUGCAAACAGAGGACCAGUAUGUUUUCCUCAACCAGUGUGUUUUGGAUAUUAUCAGAUCCCAGAAGGACUCAAAAGUAGAUCUCAUCUACCAGAACACAACCGCAAUGACAAUCUAUGAAAACCUUGCACCCAUGACUGCGUUUGGAAAGACAAAUGGUUAUAUCGCCUAAUUCCAAAGUCAGACAUUUCUGGAGUUACCCAGACCGUCACACCCACAGCAAAGGAAAAUGCCCCGAUGUGGACAUGUUUUUAUAUGUCUAAUAUCUUAAUUCUUUGUUCUGUUUUGUUAGAACUAAUUUGAGGGUGUGAGGUUGCACAUGUACGACAUGACAGAUGAGAAGUUGGGGCUGUCAGGGGCUGUGGAUAGGUGGUGAGCUAAUCAAUGACAUUCCUGAUCACCAAUGGGAUGAGUUCACUUUUUGUUUUGUUUUUUUUUUUUUUCUCUAGAGAAUUACGGAACACCAGGAAAAGCGAGCUAUGAUUUUUUUUUUCUUUUUCAAAACAGAUUCUUUUUAAAAAAGACUAUUUUAUAUGAUUCACAUGCUAAAGCCAGGAUUGUGUUGGGUUGAAUAUAUUUUAAGUAUCAGAGGUCUAUUUUUACCUACUGUAUCUUGGAACCUAGCUGAUGGAAAAUACAUAAUUGUGGAUGAUUAUCAUGUAGGGAGGGGUACGUGGUGCCUCUUCUGCCUGGGUUUUCUAUUUGAACAUGUGCCUUUUCUGAAUUAUGCUUCCACAGGCGAAACUCAGUAGAUAUCUCUAUUUUUGUAUUGAAUCUCAUAAUUGGAAUAUACGGAAUAUUUAAACAGUAGUUUAGUAUCCAAGAUUCAGCCUUCUCAGUAACAUUCCUGUUCUCAUUUGACUAGAGGAGGCUUCCCUCUCCCCCUCUACUUCUCCUCUCCCCUGUUUUGUGCUCUAUUCUUUCUUCCCUUUUCCCCUUCCCUUUUCCCCAAAGACACUUCUGUUGGCCACAUUUUCAGCCCAUUGGUUGAGUGAGAGUGGAAACCAGGUAUCACCUUGAGAAUUUCUGGGGGGGUGGGGAGGGAAGCAGAGGAACUCUACAGUGACAUAAUCUCCUUUUUCUUGUCCCUGUUCUAUCCUUUUUCUUGUUUCUGUAUUUGGUAAGAAGGAUUAUUUAAAGGUGCAAUAUGUGACUUAGUGAUUCAUGAUGCUCUAGGUUUUUAGUGAUGUUUUACUCAGGUUGGCAUUUUAUGUGUGUCCACGUGUCCGUGUAUAUGUGGGUGUGUCUGUUUAAAAGCGUGGCAAUCUGUGAACACUUCCGUGUGAAAACAGUGUCUGAUUAAUCCCUCCUCCCUCAGAGUCCACUGGCUUUAGUCUAUCUGCAGUGACACACAUCCGUAUCUACUGUAUAUAUAUAUACUAAACUCUUAAAACAGUCAUUCCUUUGAAUUGAGGUGUACAAAGUUUGAAUUUGUAUCAAAGAUGUAAUUAUUUUUAAAACCUCUUUUCACUAUACUGCUGCUGUAAUUACUUUUGAUUUUUUUUAAUGUAGAUUAAUUUUUUUUUUUUUUUUUUUUUGCUUCAGGUGUUGUAUCCACCAAGAAUUUCAGAAUUUACGUGGAUUUAUUUUAUUGGUACAUAAUCUGUAAACUUCUCAAGGCAUUAACAUGAAAGGAUUUGUUUCUUUUUAUUUUAUAUUGUGGCUCAGGUUAUAUUUUGAAGAAGUUUUGUGUUUAUCCUCCUAUAGGCAACGAAGUAUAUAAGGUCUUAUGAAGGAAUUACCAAGUCCCUGGAAUCCUGUGGCCAUUUUCCACAGUAAUAAAUCCUGCUGUAAACUUAGGACCAUUGUGUCCGAGUGAAAACGGGAGCGGGGUCUUCUCCGAGUGCCCUGGUCACCGUUGACCUGGGGGAGCCCGUCUCCUGACCCUGCCAUGUUCCUCACUCUGACACUUUGAGAGCUGACUGGACAUGCUAGUGGGUUAUGAAGGGUGAACCACAACCGAAAGCCCUUGAUUCAGUUCGGAGGUUUAGCGCGUGUACGUCUUUUGUCCCCCUUUUCCCUUUGAGGUACUGAAAGGAUUAAAAGGAGAGGUGGUGACGGUGUCGCGUCUGGGGAGAACUUCCUUCCCACAGAGAAAUUGCACUUUUUGCCGAAUCCUUUGCUCUCUUUCGUGGCAAGCAGUUCAUUCAGCAUCGGGCCCUUAAAGGAAUGGGUGGUACAGGCCUGGGCGGGCCCUCUGGACUCGACUUCAGAGGGGGCCUUCGGCUCUUGAGGUCUGCAUCAGGGAAGCCAUGCUGCUGAGUGAUGCCAGGUUUGGGUGGAUGGCUUCCAAACCUUCACACUGGUCUGCCCCUUGACGCACGCAGAUCUCGGAGAGUUCCCUGACUGCAUCGAGAGGCCCCUGCCCCGGGCAGAAGUGCUGUGGGCCAUACCCCUCUCUGCUUCAGUUGUCAGGAAGUCAGUGGGAUGGGUGUGUGGGUGUCAAGUCCAACAGAGAUGGUCUGCCCAGCCCUGCCUACAUCCCUGCCAUGGAGAAAUCAGAGGGAAGGACUUGGCUCUAAAAAUUCCUUUUAAAGGUUAAAGCAACAGUAAUUGUAAACCUAUUGUAUAAAAACACACACAAAAAACCAGAAACCCUCCUCCCUUCUGCCUGAUACGGGUUUGGGAAAUGGGCAGCAGCCCUAGCAAGCCACUCUCAGAUGUCAUUCCCAAUCCUGGGAAGGCGGCUUGUGGUGGACAGGUCUGGAUUCCACAUGGCAGGUCAGACGAAGGUCACGAAGCUUCUUUGCAUCCUGAAGAGGGCUGGAUUUGGGGCCGCUGGGGGGUGGUGAGGGUAUUUAUAGCACAGUGAUUGAAAAGGGAAGAUAAUUUGUGUAAAUAUAAAGGACACAUGGGCGGGGGGUUGGCCACAGAAAAGAGAAGGGGCUUUUGAGCUCCUGUCCCAAAGCCUCCCAGGAACAGUGAACUAAAGUUGUGGAGUCCAGUGGAAUCACGGAGAUGGUGUGAUCAUCCCUGCUUUAAUAUUUGCCAGUUGCACACAGAAAAACAGCAAGGGUGGGAUGAGUUAUCCGUGAAAGAUUGAUGGUCAGUUGGUUUGGGGGAUUUGGGUCAUUGCUACCUUCUCCCAAGAGCAAGGACGUUUGCCUCCAGAGGUAAACCUGGUGACACAGGGACCAGUGGAAAAUGACAUUUGGGGGUCUGUUCCCCUUGGGCACGUAGUGACCUCUGCCUGGACUUUGGCACAUUUGACUGCACUGGAUUUGGGCUUCAUCGAGUCAGAGGCUCCUGGGGGAUGGGGGCCAAAUAUGCAGCUGAUCCAUGUUUGCUUUUCAUCUGAGAUGAAAAAACCUGGUUUUCUUUUGCAGUGCUGGGUUGUGCUUAUUGAGCUAAAUGAGUCUUGGCGACUGAUGUUGAUUUGCCUCAAAAGUCCAAGUUCUGAGUUUUCAGACUGUGUAGCCGUCAAGUGUUCGACAUACUGUAGCUUUUUUCCCUUGGGGGCACAUAUGAACAGGAUGUGUUGAUACAGACUCAAACUGUAAUUUUCUUGUAACUAUUUUGGAAUGAUGCAUAUUUCUAAUGUUUGUUAUACUUGUACAGAGUAUUGCUGUUGGUUGCUUUUUUUUUUUUAAGGAAAAAAAUGGCCUGAAAAAAAUUUUUUUAAAAAGACUCACAAAUACCAAAUAUAAAAAAUGUCAA
This is a messenger RNA of Mirounga angustirostris (Northern elephant seal), 7604 nucleotides long. RefSeq names its product protein tyrosine phosphatase receptor type J (gene PTPRJ). The coding region runs from base 16 to 4119 and encodes 1367 amino acids. The transcript has 24 exons. Gene Ontology annotation, cellular component: signaling receptor complex. Gene Ontology annotation, molecular function: protein tyrosine phosphatase activity; protein binding. The record is from RefSeq and is a predicted model, not a curated record. Gene Ontology annotation, biological process: peptidyl-tyrosine dephosphorylation involved in inactivation of protein kinase activity. Lineage: Eukaryota; Metazoa; Chordata; Mammalia; Carnivora; Phocidae.